AGUCAUAACAAACUGCAGGAAAGGAAGAAGAGUGGCGAAAAACAGACAAGAUAGUUUGCAUUAUUUGCCACAAGUUUUCGCAUUUAAAGCCAACUCCCAACUCUCCGGGCUGACGAUGGAGGUGGACCAGAUGCCUCUGGCCGACGUGGUCUUCAUCAUUGAGGGCAGCGCCAUCAACGGCGCGUACAUCAACGAGCUCAAGACCAACUAUAUUCUGCCGACGCUGGAGCACUUCACCACUGGCUCCAUUGACGAGCGGGAGUAUCUCAUCGCAGAGCGUUUCGCCACGCUGUACGGGAUCGUGGUCUACCGCACCGCGGCCAAUCUGCUGGAGCCCGUGUGCACCACCUACGGACCCUUCCUGCAGCCCCAGAAAGUAAUGGAGACGAUCGAACGCCUACCGCUGGUUGGAGGCGGAAUGGAGUCCUGUGCCCACAUGGCUGAGGGAUUUGCCGCGGCCCACGGUUGCUUCGACGACAUUAGCGAAAGGCGCCAACUGCUUGACCAGACCAACGUCCAGCGGCACUGCAUCCUGAUCUGCAACAGUCCACCGUACCAGAUGCCCACCACGGAAUCGUGGAAGUAUCCGGGCAAGUCCUGCGAGCAGCUGGCGGCGCUGUUUAACGAGCGAAAGAUCAAUCUCUCUAUCAUUGCUCCCCGCAAGAUGCCGGUGCUGUUUAAGUUGUUCAUGAAAGCCGACGGAGAUCAACCGAUUACCAGCAAGAACUAUGCCAAGAACAUCCGGCACCUAGUGCUGCUCAAGGGAUACAGCCUCAAGGAGCGAGCUCCCAGUCCCAACAGCAUGGCGGCCCAGAUGGCUGCUCCCAACGCUGCCCAAGCUGCAGUGCAGCAGCAGCAACAGAACCCAGCCGCUCAGCAGCAAUCAGGCCAGGGCAUGUCCAUGGACACUACGCCCGCUCAACAGCAGCAGCAGCAGCAGCAGCAGCAACAACAACAACAGCAGCAGCAGCAAGGCAAUCCCCAGGUCAUGAACAUGAAUUCGAUGCAGCAACAGCAGCCAGGUCAAAAUCCUCAGGCCGGCCUUCUUAAUCCUCAGCAGCAACAACUCUUGCAGCAACAGCAACAACAACAGCAGCAGAAUCAAUUUGUGCCCAACCAGAUGCAGAAUCCCAAUUUCCAGCAAAACGUGGUGCCCGGCCAAAACCGUUGGAUGUAUCCCAAUCAGCCGGGACAGGCCCGUCCGCAGUUCAUGCAGGGCGCAGGCAAUGUAGGCGGUGUCGGCCAAGGCGGUGGCAUGCAACAGAAUCCCAACUCUGCUCUAAUCUCGCGCAUUAAUGCGCCACCGCCAAACCAAACUGUGACUUCGCUGCAGCAGCAGCAACAGCAGCAGGCACAGCAGCAACAGGCCCAACAGCAACAACAACAGAGGAUGCAGUUGCUCAACCAGCAACAGAUGCUCAACCACCAGCAAUUGCAACAGCAACAACAACAGUUGGCCCAGCAGCAACAACAACAACAACAGGGCAACCCCAAUGCCGGCAACAACAUGAUGCCGUCGGGCAAUGCAGGCAAUAUGCCCAAUCCACAGCAACAACAAGUGGGACAGCAGUCAAAUCCCCAACAGCAAGGCAAUCCCCAGCAGCAACAGCAGCCGAAUUCGCAGCAGGAGCAGGCCUCCCUGAGGGAAAAGAUCUGGACCGGAAUUCUGGAGUGGUCAGAGAAGCCGAAGUCGGAUCAGCAAAAGAUUCCGCACACGCUCCAGUGCACCGUCUGCACCAACAUCAAAGACGGCGAGCCUGAGAUCAAGGCUGAGAACUGGCCGCCCAAGCUGUUGAUGCAAUUGAUGCCCAAGCAUUUGGUGGGCAACAUCGGCGGCCAGUUCCUGAAGGACUCUAAGAUGGUUGUUUUUCGACCGACUCCGGGAGAAGCACUUGACUCGCUGGCCAAGAUGAUGACUUCGGGAUACGCUGGCUGCGUUCACUUCUCCUCCAUUCCCAACCUGCCCGCCUGUGAGCUCAAGGUCCUCAUCCUGCUGUACACGCCCGAUCGCAACGCCUUCCUGGGCUUCAUCCCGAACAAUCAGGCGAUGUUCGUGGAGCGUCUGCGCAAAGUCAUCCAGCAGAAACAGCAUGGCAACAUGCAACAGCAACAAAUGAUGCAGCAGCAGGGCAAGUCGCCCAUGGAGCUGCAGCAGCAACAGCAACAACAACAGCAGCAGCAGCAACAAAUGCAGCAGGACAACUCGCAGCAACAGCACUACAACCAGUACCAGCUCAAUAUGCAGAUGGGCGGAGGAGGUCCGGGCGGAGGACCGGGUCCUGGGCCCGGCGGCAUGCCCAUGCAGCAGAACCAGAUGCAGAUGAACAUGAUGCAGCAACAGCGAAUGCCGCUCGGCGUGGGCGUUGGUCCCGGUGGCGUGCCUAAUCCUAAUCUCCAGCAGCAGCUGCAACAGGUGGCGCCCAACGUGGCCGCCAUGCAGCAGCAGCAGCAGGCGCAACAACAGCAACAGCGCAUGGUUCGACCCAUGAUGAGCAACAACAAUCCCGGACUUCGCCAGCUCCUGCAGCACCAGACCACGCCAGGCAACCAGUUCCGCCCGCAGAUGGGCGGCCAGAAUCCUAACCAAAUGGGAGCCGGCGGUCCAAUGGUCGGCAAUCGCAACUUUGACGACGGUAGCUACGAGUUCAAUAUGUAGGUUCCUUCAAAAGGUCGUAUUGCUAAAUAGAAUUAAAUUUCCUAUCGCGAAGUCUCAAUACAGGGGUUCCGAAUACCUGUAAAGGUUUUCCCGUCGGUUAGUUAUUAAAAUUUCCCAAAACUAAAACAUUAAACCGCAAUUACUUUUGUCACUUUCAUCAUA
This is a messenger RNA of Drosophila elegans, 2818 nucleotides long. It is a transcript of the gene MED25, whose product is annotated as mediator of RNA polymerase II transcription subunit 25. The record is from RefSeq and is a predicted model, not a curated record. The transcript has a single exon. Gene Ontology annotation, biological process: positive regulation of transcription by RNA polymerase II. The coding region runs from base 116 to 2656 and encodes 846 amino acids. Gene Ontology annotation, cellular component: mediator complex; transcription regulator complex. Lineage: Eukaryota; Metazoa; Arthropoda; Insecta; Diptera; Drosophilidae.